Gorilla gorilla gorilla (western lowland gorilla) is the source of this 8690-nucleotide messenger RNA. RefSeq names its product protein associated with LIN7 2, MAGUK p55 family member (gene PALS2). Bases 484 to 2106 code for a protein of 540 amino acids. Lineage: Eukaryota; Metazoa; Chordata; Mammalia; Primates; Hominidae. The record is from RefSeq and is a predicted model, not a curated record. Gene Ontology annotation, molecular function: protein binding. The transcript is spliced from 12 exons.
AAAAGGACUCUCCGUAUAUCUAGCUUUCUCCUGUGUGAGCACUACACUUUAACAAGGAUAUUUCUGGACAUAGUAGGAAGCAUGGACUGUGGUGGGGAGAGAUUGGGGAUUAGUAUACCAGUUAAGAGGCUUUUAAAGUAGUCUAGGCAAGAGAAUAUUAGAAACUCUAAACCAGACAGUGAAAUUUUUAGAGUGGAAUUGUGAUGAAGAUUACUUUGAGACUUUUAUGAAGUAGAAUGAAAAGAUUUGAAGAAGAAUUAGAUGUCUGGAGGUUAGGGAGAAGAAAAAAAUUGGAUGAUUCUGAGAUUAUAAGCAUCAGAGAAUGGGUAGUUGGUGAUGUCAUAAUAUAAAUGAGAGGUAGAAUAUGUAGUCACGGUAGGCUUGGUUAGAGUCAGUGAGUAGUUUUGAAAAUGGUAAAUUAAAGGCACCAUCUUUGGGACUCCCUGGGGAAAAACGUAAAGAAGGCAGUUGAAGAAAGCAGCAAUGCAGCAAGUCUUGGAAAACCUUACGGAGCUGCCCUCGUCUACUGGAGCAGAAGAAAUAGACCUAAUUUUCCUCAAGGGAAUUAUGGAGAAUCCUAUUGUAAAAUCACUUGCUAAGGCUCAUGAGAGGCUAGAAGAUUCCAAACUAGAAGCUGUCAGUGACAAUAACUUGGAAUUAGUCAAUGAAAUUCUUGAAGACAUCACUCCUCUAAUAAAUGUGGAUGAAAAUGUGGCAGAACUGGUUGGUAUACUCAAAGAACCUCACUUCCAGUCACUGUUGGAGGCCCAUGAUAUUGUGGCAUCAAAGUGUUAUGAUUCACCUCCGUCAAGCCCAGAAAUGAAUAAUUCUUCUAUCAACAAUCAGUUAUUACCAGUAGAUGCCAUUCGUAUUCUUGGUAUUCACAAAAGAGCUGGGGAACCAUUGGGUGUGACAUUUAGGGUUGAAAAUAAUGAUCUGGUAAUUGCCCGAAUCCUUCAUGGGGGAAUGAUAGAUCGACAAGGUCUACUUCAUGUGGGAGAUAUAAUUAAAGAAGUCAAUGGCCAUGAGGUUGGAAAUAAUCCAAAGGAAUUACAAGAAUUACUGAAAAAUAUUAGUGGAAGUGUCACCCUAAAAAUCUUACCAAGUUAUAGAGAUACCAUUACUCCUCAACAGGUAUUUGUGAAGUGUCAUUUUGAUUAUAAUCCAUACAAUGACAACCUAAUACCUUGCAAAGAAGCAGGAUUGAAGUUUUCCAAAGGAGAAAUUCUUCAGAUUGUAAAUAGAGAAGAUCCAAAUUGGUGGCAGGCUAGCCAUGUAAAAGAGGGAGGAAGCGCUGGUCUCAUUCCAAGCCAGUUCCUGGAAGAGAAGAGAAAGGCAUUUGUUAGAAGAGACUGGGACAAUUCAGGACCUUUUUGUGGAACUAUAAGUAGCAAAAAAAAGAAAAAGAUGAUGUAUCUCACAACCAGAAAUGCAGAAUUUGAUCGUCAUGAAAUCCAGAUAUAUGAGGAGGUAGCCAAAAUGCCUCCCUUCCAGAGAAAGACAUUAGUAUUGAUAGGAGCUCAAGGUGUAGGCCGAAGAAGCUUGAAAAACAGGUUCAUAGUAUUGAAUCCCACUAGAUUUGGAACUACGGUGCCAUUUACUUCACGGAAACCAAGGGAAGAUGAAAAAGAUGGCCAGGCGUAUAAGUUUGUGUCACGAUCUGAGAUGGAAGCAGAUAUUAAAGCUGGAAAGUAUUUGGAACAUGGGGAAUAUGAAGGAAAUCUCUAUGGAACCAAAAUUGAUUCUAUUCUUGAGGUUGUCCAAACUGGACGGACUUGCAUUCUGGAUGUCAACCCACAGGCACUGAAAGUAUUGAGGACAUCAGAGUUUAUGCCCUAUGUGGUAUUUAUUGCGGCUCCGGAGCUAGAGACGUUACGUGCCAUGCACAAGGCUGUGGUGGAUGCAGGAAUCACUACCAAGCUUCUGACCGACUCUGACUUGAAGAAAACAGUGGAUGAAAGCGCACGGAUUCAGAGAGCAUACAACCACUAUUUUGAUUUGAUCAUCAUAAAUGACAAUCUAGACAAAGCCUUUGAAAAACUACAAACUGCCAUAGAGAAACUGAGAAUGGAACCACAGUGGGUCCCAAUCAGCUGGGUUUACUGAUGAUUCAGUAAGGUUAACAAUGAAAAUUAAACUUUUAAAAAGUGACUGCAACAAAUAAACCUUCUACUGAGAAAAUACAUCACAGAUAGAAGAUUAUCUGCCAAGUCCAGGCAUUUUUAUGGUGUAGAUUGAAAUAAUAGUACACUUCUGAAUUUUUAUAUAAAAUGUGGUUGGAAGGUGUACUAAUAUAUAAUUUAUCUUAAUUUUUCUAACUUUGUAUGGAUAAUCUUUCUAUUCAUAUCACAUAAAGAAAUGCGUUGAAGCAUUUUGUAUAUGUUUUGAUUUAGUACCCUUGCUUUUUUCAUCAAAGGAAUUUUCAAAUCAUUCACUCUAACAUUGGUCUCAUAUUUUCACUGUGAUAAUGAAUAUUACUUGAAAUAGUUUUGUAAAGCUGUCAUUUAGUUCAGUAUUCAACUAGUGAAGGGUUAGUCUUAAUAGAAGAAAAUAUAGUUAUUGACCUUCCUUCUUAUAAAUUUCUUACAAAAGCAGAAUUUUAAGUCAGUGUUAUAGCUAGUCUACUACCAUCUAAAUCUGACAUCAAAAGUCUGAUCAGUUUACAUAUUUUCAUUAUUUCGGAGAUGUAUGGCUAUCCAUUCUAAUUUAUACAGCUAUAUUAGUUUUGUCUCUUCAUUUCUAUCUUUACUGAAAAAUUGAAGAGCAAUACCUUGCACUCUCUUUUGAGGUUAUUCUUUUUAUUUGUUGCAGUGAUAUGAUGCUAACUAAUUUAAUAUGUACACAGUAAGCUCUGGGGCUGGAAGCAAGGUCAUGCAGACUGAGAGAGUGCCUUAUCCUGUAAAACCUUACAGCAAAAUGACACUUGAAGAAAGUUUAUUUUCACAUGUAAAAUUUUAACUGACAAAAGGAACCUACUACUUUAAACAAUGUUUUUAUUAGAACAUGGUCAGCAAAUGUAUCAUGCCUCUGCAGAUUUUAGUGAUGUUUAGAGAUGCCUCUAAGUUUGCAGUUGGAGGUUUUUGUGAAUAAUCAACGUGCUUUUAGAAAUGUGAUGUGAUCCUUAGGGUACCUGUUUUGUCUGUUGUGUUGAGAACCAAAUCCAUUGAACAACUUAAAAAAUUGGGAAAUAAUUGUCAGCUAUUUUGUAUACAUACACACAAAAUAUAUACAUUAUAUAAUAUGUAUAUUAUGUAUUAUAUAAUAUAUAUUAAAUGUUUUGUAUAUUUUUUACAUAUCUGUUAAAAAAUGUACUUUGUUUUUUUGUUUGUUUGUUUUGAGAUGGAGUCUCUCUCUGUCACCCAUGCUGGAGUACAGUGGCGCAAUCUCAGCCCGCUGCAACCUCUGCCUCCUGGGUUCAUGCGAUUCUCGUGCCUCAGCCUCCCAAGUAGCUGAGAUUACAGUUGUGUGCCACCAUGUCCGGCUAAUUUUUUUAUUUUUAGUACAGAUGGGGUUUCACCAUGUUGGCCAGGGUGGUCUCGAACUCCUGACCUCAAGUGAUCCACCCACCUUGGCCUCCCAAAGUGCUGAGAUUACAAGCAUGAGCCACUGCACCUAGCCAAGAAGUGUACUUUUUGUUUAAUGAUUACCGAAAGAAGUUCUCCUUUAGAAACAUUGACUUAUACAAAUUCCCACAUUCACCUCAGUUAAUAUCUUCCUUUAGGAUUCUUGGAUAAUAGAAAUUCUUCCUAAAACACACUCAGAGAUGCAGCUCAUUAUUAAAUUAAGGUAACCACAUUCUGUAUUGUUGCUAGCUUUUCAUGUAAACAUUAUUCACACUUUAAAGGAUUAGGUGUUUAAAUAUUGAUGGUCAUCUUUGUCUGGUGUUAGGUGCCAGACACCUGGCUGCUGAAUUUGUUUUUUCCCUCACCAGAGCUGUCAUUUGGAACGCCAGCUGGGAGGACUUUGAGGGAAAAGAAAAUAUAUGACAAUAGGCAGUAUUGACACAUUGUUUAAAAUCUUUUUCACAAUAAAACAAAACACCCAAGUUGUCAUAUUGUUAAAGUUGGAAAUCUGUAGGUUUUUCUUUUUUUUUUCUUUCUUUUUUUGAUUCUAGAUUUCAUGGCCAGAACACAAAUUCACGUUUCUUGUCCCAGGACAGGGAAUUGGUGACAAAAUGGAUUAUACUAUUUUAAUAACAAUGGAAACUUUCAAACUACGUGUAUUUACACCAAAUUCUUGGCUUCUCAAAGCAACAUGAAUUAAAGCACAGUAUCAAGGUGAUGCCCUAUGACUUAACGUUUCAACACACACUUAAAAUUUUAAGAGAAAUUUCAGUUCUUCACUCAGGAAAUGUGCUGUAUUCUCUAAUGUACUUUCAUGCUGCAGCAUGGAGCCUCUUUAAACAGCUUUGGGAUAAUUAUAGCAGCACAAGAAGUUUAUCUGCAAAAUAUUUCAAUCAUCUUGGUACAGUAGAUGACUUUUACAUCAUGUAUAUUAGCCUUAUGUGAUAUAAAAUGUAUUACUUAGAAAAUGUACUUAAAGGAAUUAUUUCUAUUAUAAAUGGUAUUCAUGAUUGACUACUUAAUUAAUGCACAUUAGAUUUCUCCUAAUAUAAAAUGAAAUGAUGCAGUUUAGUUCAUUUCAGUCUAGAUGCCCGUGCUAACAAGAAUACAGUUAGAUAAGUUCAUUGUAUCUCAAUGAAGAAUCAUUGAACCUGAAACCCAAGUCCCAAAUGAAUCUGCAGGAAUGAGCAGUGCUCUGCGGGGGCAAAAAGCCCCAGAGGUCCCAGGGUUCUUCCUAGGUAAUGAGAGUAUAGCUGUGAUCAAGGAAAUGUGAACUUCUCUUUUGGGAAGAUCUGCGAUAAUUAGCUUUAUGGAAGAGAAAAUGGUUUAGAGUGGUGUUGAGCAAUUGUUAAGAGUUGAAAUAGAUACACACAUGCAUGUGCUUUUGGGAAACAUGAUGUGCCAACGUAUUAAUGUGCCUGAGGGCUCCUUGUGGAUAGGUCAGUGUCCACAUUUCAGCACUCAGGGCAUGACUGUACACAACCUAAGACUAUAUAUAUAUUUUUUCAUUUUCAAAUGUACAAAUACCCAUAGAGGUGAUGUGCCUGGAUAAGUCAUUUAACCAUAACUUAGUGAAAUAAAUGUGAUGGCCCUACAAAGUAGAAUUUUCACUUUCAUUACAGCCAUGCCUUUAUUAUGCAGUCUCUAUUUCUGUGUGAUAUUUGGUAAUAUCACAUGUCAAAUACAUCAGGACUUUGUUUAUUUUGGCUAACUCUAACUAUAUAAUUGCUGAACAUAGCUUUCUGAAAUAGAAAUUAUAAGAGAAACCCAGUAUGCCUACAGCAUUAGUAGCCUAAAUCCUAGAUUCUAGAAUCCAGUAAAUUUACAGUAGUUUUUAAGAAGUUUCCUUUAAAGCAACAAAUAGAUUAUUAAGGCAAAUUUAGAUAGUAACCCAAGUUAGCAAUAAAACCGUGUGACAUUAUAGAUUAUGUCCAGAUACUAACUGCUUUGACCAUAAUAUCCCAAUGACAAUAAAAAAUGAUCCUUGGUUUAAAAAUUAUUAAAUAGUACUUAUUUUUAUGUAUAACAAGUGUCAUGAUCCCAGUGACUGGAGUUGAUUUUCAAGGUGGAUAGCCAUAGAGUAAGGCAAAAUUAUUUUGAAUUGGCAAACUAAAGAUAACAAUUUUGAAAAUUGCUCAAAAUAAUAAUCUACUUAAAUUUUACUUUUGUAACUUCUGAAACAGUACUCCAUUAUCCAGAAAUCACAGGCUAGAGAGCCAAUAAUUUUGUAGCAAUGAACCUUAACUAAACAUGAAAAAGGCAAUCCUGAAGUUUUAUGUACAUAGAUAGCAGUUCAUUUUUUACAUGUUUGAGUUGCCAUAUAUUAUAUGUGUGUGUGUGUGUGUGUGUGUGUGUGUGUAUAUAUAUAUAUAUAUACAGCUAUGUGUAUAUGUAAAAUUCUCCCAAAAUGUAUGAAUAUAAAACUGAAUGUAUUAAUUCAUGUAAUUAUAACUAGCAUUCUAAAAUUUUUAAUUACUCCCAUUUCUUUGACAUUCUGAAACUUUUUUUAGAUUUUUUAAAAGGCUCUGGUUCCACUUUGAAGCUGAUAAUCUUUCUGAAAAAUAUAUGAGAAACUCAGAAAGUAGUCAUUAUUAUAAUAAAUUUAAUUUUCUUAGGGAAAAAGGGCAGGGUUCUGGAUGGAAACCCCUUUGGAAAUUCUUAUUUAAACUUUUGAAUGAAUCUUUAAUACGAUUCAGGCUGAGAUUAUGAUACCUGCCCUUGUCUUAUUUCAAGAGGUUUGCUGUGAGAAUUCAUGUAAUAACAUCUGUAAUGUAUUUGGAAUUUUUGGGAGAAGUUCAUUCUUUUAAAUAAUGGGAUUAUUGUAUAUAGUACAAAUGAAUACUCACAAAAUUUAAGGAUACAUUUGACUAAUAAUUGAGAAUCUUGUCAGUUUUUAUGCAAGCAUAUAUUGUAUACCUGAGGAAGAUGACAGUUCUAUAAUUUUUUUAAGGUAAGGUUAUUUUUAAAUUGCAUUUUUGUUCUAACGUUUUGCAAUCUAUAUUCUUUUUAAAAUAUUUCCCAUAAUUCAUCAUGCUACCUUCUGUGUUCUUGGAAUGGUUUUUGAAAAAUGCACAGAUUCGAACGUGAGUCCUUAAUAUACUAAACAGUGAAAGAAUGAUGAUAUCUCAUUUCUAAAGUAAGCAUGGUUCACACCACUUUGGCAAUACACUGCAGUACUUUUUAAAAAAUAUUCUCAAGUGAUAAAAGUAAAGACAGGGUACUGGCCAAGAUCCUAAUUCGGACUUCUGACUGUGUGAUCUUCGAUGAAAUUUAUAUUUCCCUUUAUCAUUACUAUUCUACUUGUUAAGUAAGGCUAAGUUAAUAUUUGUCUUCGCCUUAAAUUCUAAUUUGUAAUUUGUAACUCUGAUGUGGUAACUGUGAUAUGCUGAACUGAAAAAUCCUUAUUAGGCUACUUUAUCUGUUCUCUUUUAGUUAUUUUAAAGUGUACCUCUUUCUGAAGUAAUGUAGUGAAUGGUGAAUACUUUUCAGGAAUUCUUCCAGUUUUAAAAUAGCCCCAAAGAUAAAGUUUCAGCUGGUGGAAGGUCUGUUCUGCUCUCUUAGUCCUAAUCAGAAAGUCCCUUUUAGCUUAUAAUCCCAUACUAAAUCCAAACCCUUAGCAAAUCCUUGCUGCCAACCAGACCACUCACAAAUCAAACAAAAUGUAAGCAAGCAAUCCAGUACUCGGUUACACCAGAAGACUCUGAUAUCACUUUGCCCCCGAAAACUGUCCUACUUUAUCCUUAUACCUGAAAUCACUGCAUACCUGAAAUCACUGAAGCCCUAUUGUUUUACCCAUACCAUUAAUUUAAAAAGGCAUCUAUUUCUUUAUAGAAAGAAACAUUCACAGUGAGGUCUUAGUUUGUGAACCUCAAAAUCCAGAUAUUAAUCCACUUUAGUUAUUACUUUGUAAUUGCUUCUCAGUCAUUGGCUGAUAAUGCAAUGGUGUGAUAAAUUUGACUUAUCUCCACAUACAAAAGUCGAUCAGAAGGGAUAGUUCUCUUCCUUUUCUUCCCCUCCUACUGGCUGUUACUGUUUUCUAAUCUGCAGUGUAAAUGGAAUGAACACAUCUAUAGUUAAGGUAAAUGCCACUAAUCAGAAGAUUGAGUGAUUUACUGCUUGUAAAGCAAUUGUCUUUGAAUCUUAUGAAAUAGGUGGUGUUGCUACCACAGAAGCCAAAAAGGUCUUAAAAUUGGAAAUAGAUGUCUUUAUUGUACUUCAGCCAACAGCAAGCCAGGAGAAGGAACAUACAUAAAUAUGACAGGUCAUAUAUGAAAUUUGGCUCUCCUCCUAUCAAAGUAGCCUAGGAGCUUGGAGGAAGCCUAAUUAACUAAAACAGGAAAAAAGUAUACUCAUCUGAUGUAAAAACUCAUCAGCUGUAAAUUACCAACAUUAAACCAGAAGUCAUUACCAGUUAAAAUGUGUGGUUUUCAUCUUAUUCUUAAAUAGGAGAGGUGGACAGUAGUGUAAGUAACAUUGCUUUAAAGACAUAAAGCUUGUCCUGGUAAACAUGGUCCAAAUGAGAAAUGCCUCCAUCUUUUCAGGUAGAACCAGAUUUCAGGCAUAGCUUAGCUACAUCUGUAUUUGAAAUACAAUAAAAAUAUUUCUUAUGUCUCUGUAUUCUCUUUUAAAAAGAACUGCUGACUGGCUCCUGUCUCUUCAGUAACACUAUUUUUUUUUUAAAGAAGUGAUAUGUUGGAUUCUGUUGUAGAAGAAUGAGCACUAGUAUUCAGCAACAAGUGCAAUUUCUCCAUGUUAUGUUGAGCUCUGUUGGAGCCUAUGGUGAGUAUUUGAUGUGAAAACCUUGCUGUGGGAAUUUUUUAUUCUUCCUUUUCCCCCCACGCCAGUUCGUUUUGGUAAAUCUUUUAUUUGAACACAAGACGCAUGCUUUUUUAAACCUCUAGUUUUUGAAGUAACUGUAGAAGAGAAUCUUUAAAAAAAAAAAAAAUAGAGGGCAGAAUGCUUGUUAGCAAUCUGAAAAUCAAAGCUGAACAAGCUGCUUAAAGUUUCUGAUUAAGAAGUUUAAAAAGAAAAAUUAAUUGCUACUGCUUUCCAGGUAAUUGUGUUAUUAGUUUCUGUAUAAAAGAAACAUUAUUGCUGUUGUAUAAAUAAAAUUUUCCUGUAGUACAA